This is a messenger RNA of Rhododendron vialii, 3453 nucleotides long. RefSeq names its product subtilisin-like protease SBT1.2. The record is from RefSeq and is a predicted model, not a curated record. Gene Ontology annotation, molecular function: serine-type endopeptidase activity. The coding region runs from base 33 to 2375 and encodes 780 amino acids. The transcript has a single exon. NCBI's taxonomy places the organism in Eukaryota, Viridiplantae, Streptophyta, Magnoliopsida, Ericales, Ericaceae. Gene Ontology annotation, biological process: proteolysis.
CAAAAACCAACCACAAUUUUACUACUAGUACCAUGGAAACCAAAACCCAACUCUUUUUGGCCACCUUUCUCCUCUCCUUCGUUUCCCUGCAUGCUCAAAACCUCCAAACCUACAUAAUCCAACUCCACCCACAAGCAAUGCCAAACUCUUUCUACUCCUCCAAGCUUCAAUGGCACCUCUCUCUCCUCGAACGAUUUGUUUCGUCCCAAGAAGAAAACCCUUCUUCUUCUAGACUUCUGUAUUCCUACCACUCCUCCAUGGAAGGGUUCGCGGCUCGUCUAUCUGAACUGGAGCUCGAGUCAUUGCGUAAUUUUCGCGAUGUCAUAGCUAUUAGACCAGACCGUCGACUUGAUACCCACACGACUUACUCUUACAAGUUCUUGGGACUAAACCCAACCAGUCCAGGUGCCUGGGUCAAGUCCGGGUUUGGUCGUGGGUCAAUAAUUGGAGUACUUGACACCGGAAUAUGGCCUGAAAGCCCGAGCUUCGACGACAGUUUGAUGCCUCCGGCUCCCAGGAAAUGGAGAGGGAUUUGCCAAGAAGGCCAAAACUUCACUACCUCAAAUUGCAACAACAAAAUCAUAGGCGCAAGGUUCUUCAGCAAAGGCCACAGUGUGGCUUCAUCCUCACCAUCACCCAACACCGUCAUUGAAUAUGCGUCGGCUCGCGAUUCACAUGGACAUGGGACCCACACUUCAUCCACAGCCGGUGGGGCUCGAGUUCCAAUGGCGAGCGUGCUCGGGAAUGGAGCCGGUGUGGCCCGCGGGAUUGCCCCCGGGGCCCACAUAGCCGUGUACAAAGUCUGCUGGUUCAGUGGCUGUUACAGCUCUGAUAUACUGGCUGCGAUGGACGCAGCCAUCAGAGACGGGGUCGACAUUCUCUCUCUCUCUCUAGGUGGCUUCCCAUUACCGUUAUACGAAGACAGCAUUGCCAUUGGGAGUUUUCGAGCAAUGGAGCACGGAAUAUCCGUUAUUUGCGCGGCAGGAAACAACGGUCCUAUUCAAAACUCGGUCGCCAACGAGGCUCCAUGGAUUUCCACCAUAGGCGCUAGCACACUGGAUAGGAGAUUUCCCGCCAUAGUCCGAAUGGGAAACGGGAAAAUGCUGUACGGAGAAUCCAUGUACCCGGUAAAGAGAAUUCCAAGUUAUGAGAAAGAACUCGACCUUAUCUACGUAACUGGUGGGGAGAGAGGAAGUGAGUUUUGCCUUAGCGGGUCUCUUCCAAAGGCGAAAGUUCGCGGGAAAAUGGUGGUUUGUGAUAGAGGAGUAAAUGGGAGGGCUGAGAAAGGCCAGGUCGUGAAAGAAGCUGGUGGUGCUGCGAUGGUUUUGGCCAACACGGCUAUAAAUCUGGAGGAAGACUCGGUCGAUGUGCAUGUCCUUCCAGCAACUUUGAUUGGAUUCGACGAAUCAGUAGAGCUAAAGAGUUAUAUGAACUCUACUAGGAAGCCCAGAGCCAGAAUUCUAUUUGGAGGAACACAGGUUGGGAAAUCUAGAGCACCAGCAGUAGCUCAGUUUUCAUCAAGGGGACCAAGUUUUUCCAACCCUUCUAUUCUCAAACCGGAUGUGAUUGCUCCCGGAGUCAAUAUCAUCGCUGCGUGGCCUCAAAACCUGGGCCCCACGGGCCUUCCGGGAGAUUCUAGAAGGGUGAACUUCACCGUCAUGUCGGGGACUUCCAUGGCGUGUCCCCAUGUCAGUGGAAUUGCUGCUUUAGUCCACUCUGCUCAUCCCAAAUGGUCGGCGGCAGCUGUUAAAUCCGCAAUCAUGACAACAGCAGAUGUUAAUGAUCAUUUUGGAAAGCCGAUUAUGGAUGGAGACAAACCCGCUGGAGUUUUUGCAACCGGAGCUGGACAAGUGAACCCAGAAAAAGCCGUGAAUCCGGGAUUGAUAUAUGAUAUCCAGCCGGAUGAGUAUGUUACUCAUCUCUGCACUUUAGGAUACACAAGUCCAGAAAUCUUCACUACUACUCAUCGGAACGUGAGUUGCCAUGGAAUUUUACAGAAGAACAGAGGGUUUAGCCUCAACUACCCUUCUGUGUCUGUCAUUUUCAAGCGUGGGGUGGUGAGGAAGAUGAUUAAGAGGCGGUUGACUAACGUGGGGAGUCCUAAUUCCAUCUACUCUGUGGAAGUGGUGGCGCCUGAGGGAGUCGAGGUGAGAGUUAAACCACGACGACUGGUAUUCAGACAUGUCAACCAGAGCUUGAGCUACAUCGCUUUGUUUAUACCGAGGAACAGAACGCGAUCUGACACUACGAACUUUGCUCAAGGGCAUUUGACAUGGGUGGAAUCCAACAAUGGUCUAAACAGGGUUAGAAGCCCUGUCUCUGUGACAUGGGAAUCUAAGAGAGGCUAUGGCAGUGGCGGUAGCAAAAACAAGUAGUCAUUUCCACUUAUUCUGGCUUUUCAUUUUCAGGAAGGUUUAAUUAAUGAAGAUCUGAGGAUCUUGUGUUUUAGUUUUAGAACUGGACUUCAUGUCUUCAUCAUUUGAUGAAGACAGGAGGAUUCAACUUAACAUUCUAUCAGACAUGGUUUUUUUUUCCCCCUAGUGCAAGAGGAUUAUCUGUUUUUCUUUCUCAACAAUCCUGUUAUCACUCUUUCCUCAAAUUAAUACAGUAUUACAGACACAACCCUAUAAAACCUAACAACCGUAACAGCACAAGAAUACAGAACAGCUUGCAGAUAGAAUCGCCAUGUGCAGUUCUAUUCGGUACGAAAUAUCUUGCUGAUAGAAUCCCCAUGUACAGUUUCUGCUACGAACAUAUAUGCAUAUAUAGAUACAUAGAUAUACUGAGAAAUCAAAGAGCUAACAAUGAACAAGAUUGAUUGAAACAGGACCCCCAUAAGAGGGAGGAUUUGGUACACAUCAGCUCUACAAGGAUAUCAGCUAUGUUGUUCAAAAUUUUCGUUUUUACCCAAUACAAUCAAAGUAAAACUACUGUAGUGGAAAAUGAAAGUGGAGGAGUGGAAGGGAAGGAUAUACAUUCCUCAUUUCUUGACGAACUGCAACCCGUUCACAUUAGCAUAUCUCUCCAUGAACCUCAUGAAUCGAUCCCACUCCCUUGGAGUCCUCAUCACAUACUUUGCUUCAAUUCGAGAAGGCUUUCCAUUGACAAACUUGGCACUUACAUCAACUGACUGAAGAACCCCUUCCUCAUCGAUCAUGUAGAAGCCAGUGAUAUCACCUACUUCACCCGAUGAGUCAAAGACUGAGGGUUGCUCAAAGCUGAAUAUAGCCAUUCCGUUAGUUCCAUCCUUUGAUUUGGUUAGCUUCACAUCUGGGAUUGUUUGUUCAUCGGUUCCUUGAAUGAACUGAAUUGUUGGUUUGACCAUCAUUGUUAUACCGAGUCUUCGAACUUGAGAACUUCUUCGUUGGGUGCAAUAUGUAUUUUGCAGGCGGAGAGGUUGACCACUGAACGAGGACUGUGUACUUCGAUGAACAGCCCCAAGGCCCCCAACUG